Messenger RNA from Acanthochromis polyacanthus (spiny chromis), 1648 nucleotides. Its product is annotated as interleukin-6-like. Gene Ontology annotation, cellular component: extracellular region. Gene Ontology annotation, molecular function: cytokine activity. The transcript is spliced from 5 exons. Bases 1 to 777 code for a protein of 258 amino acids. The record is from RefSeq and is a predicted model, not a curated record. Gene Ontology annotation, biological process: macrophage differentiation; immune response; neutrophil differentiation. NCBI's taxonomy places the organism in Eukaryota, Metazoa, Chordata, Actinopteri, Pomacentridae.
AUGUUUCCUGCCUGCCUUCCCCUUUUUCAUUCAUUCAUCCAUGCUCUUCCCCUCCGUGCAGACCUACGCUUGCUCUCUGCAGCCGUCCUGGCCGCUCUGAUGCUGCUGCUGCCGUCUGCGUCUGGAGCUCCGGUCGAAGACGAACUCGUCGACAAUCCGGCAGGAGACACCUCAGGUGAGGAAGGAGAGGAGGUGGAGGAGGAGCUCUCCGACCUGCAGAAGCUGCUUCAGUUCACGCAACGCCACGAGAAGGAGUUUAAAGAUGAGUUCCACUUUGACGUGAUAUUCCUCGAGCACUACAAAUCCCCCUCCUUCCCAUCCAGAUGCCCAAGCUCCAACUUCAGCAAGGAGGCUUGUCUCCAGAGGUUGGCCCAAGGUCUGCUCACCUUCACGGUUCUUCUGAAGAACGUGGAGACGGAGUACCCUGACAGCCCCAUCAUCGCUGCAGUCAGACUGUACAGCGGGGCCAUCGUCACAGCGAUCAAAGAGAAGGUAUGCCUGACUUCCGAACAUACUAUUGUCACUUCCGGCCCACAGAUGAAACACCGUGAGCGGGUCUUGGCGCUGACCAGCACCCAGGAGGAGCAGCUGCUAAAGGGGCUCAUAAACCCCGAUACCUUCCAGAGAAAGAUGAUGGCGCACAGCAUCCUGCACCACUUUCACACCUUCCUUGUCGAUGCCAAAACGUCACUGAAUAAAAUGGAGAAGCCCAGAGGACGUCUGGCCAACAGGGGACUGGCUACUAUUAGUUCACUUCAGCAGUUGUUAAAAAGAUGAAAUUAUAAAUCUGGAUUGUGAAGGAUCACUGUUACUCCUGCUGCUGUAAACGCAAUGACAAGCUGUGAGGUGUUUGAGGUAUUUGAAUGUUGACUACUUUAGUCCUGAGAGUUUGGAUCAUCCUCUAUGAGAUGCCUUAUUUAACCUAUUUAUACUUGCUUAUUUAUUAGAGAGAAAAAAAUCAUGUUAAAUGAAUGCACUGGAAUGAUUUUAAUUUAAAUGCAAAUUAACCUGAUUGUUAAAUAAGAAUAUAUUUUUUAUUUUUAAAAAAAUUACUGGAAAGUUUAUUUUUGUACCAAUUCGGUUAACUAUUUAUUUUACUCAUUUUGCAGAACAAUGAUCUAAUUUUUGCUACUACAAGUGACUUGAGGGGAUGUUUUUCUAUUUGUAUGUGUGCAGAAAUAAAAAGUUAUUUGCAUAGAUAAGAUUUAAGUUUCCUCCUUUCAACACUUCACACAUUUCAAAGCAGCAACACAUUUUGAAACUGUAUUUCCGACGACUCGACCACACGCAAGAUAGCCUGACGUAUACGUUGAAUAGAAAAUGGAAAAUGUGACCGUUGAACUGAAGAAACAGAGGAAAGCAAAAUGCAUUAUGAUAAGAGAUCUAUGCAUAUUUUUUUCCUGUUCUCUCAUUUUUGUGGAUUGUCCACACUUUGAAACAAGGCCCUUAACUAUCUUUAUGAAGGCAAUUCCUUCAUGUUGUUAUUUUUGUCCAUAUUCUGAUUUUUCCAAUGAGAGCAUCAAUCUGAUUUCUCAUAUUUAUCAAGACAGACGUGUCAUUUCUUGGAGGAUUUAUUUUCAGAAAUUUUGAAUUACAAAUAAAAAGAAGAAACACAUGAAAAGGGUGGUAUCUUCAAACAUCAGUGUCA